AGAAUCUUUGAAAUGGAAAUGCAUGGGACUUUGACUAGGAAAGACAGUGAAACAGACCUUUCUCCUGAUUGUGAGGCAAGGCCGCUGGUCAGUAAACACAAAGAUGACUCACACAUGCUGAAACAAAUCAAAGAGGUUACAACUAAAGAGAUUGCAACUUUUGGAUUUUACCUUGCCCCUAUUUGGUUUGUAACAGAGUAUUUGUCAAAUGCUGCACUUGCACAUACAAGUGUUGCAAGUACAACAGUGUUAUCCUCAACUUCAGGGCUUUUUACUCUUUUCAUUGGUGCUCUCCUGGGCCAAGAUUCAUUAAAUGUGGCAAAAGUACUUGCAGUCUUUGUUAGCAUCACUGGUGUUGCCAUGACUACUCUAGGGAAAACUUGGGCUGCAGAUGAGUCACAACUGAGCUCUUCGAGCGCUGGGAAACGCUCUCUCAUGGGUGACCUCUUUGGCCUUCUUUCAGCCAUGUCAUAUGGAUUAUUUACAGUACUUCUUAAGAAGUUUGCCGGUGAAGGAGGAGAAAGAGUUGAUGUGCAAAAGUUAUUUGGAUAUAUAGGAUUAUUUACACUUGUGGCACUUUGGUGGGUUGUUUGGCCAUUGACAGCCUUGGGAAUUGAACCCAAGUUUACCAUUCCACAUUCUGCUAAAGUAGAUGAAGUUGUUCUGGCCAAUGGCUUUGUUGGAAGUGUCCUCUCUGACUAUUUUUGGGCACUUUGUGUUGUGUGGACAACUCCUUUGGUAGCAACCUUGGGCAUGUCACUCACCAUUCCUCUUGCUAUGGUAGCUGACAUGGUGAUUCAUGGCCGUCACUACUCAGCAAUUUAUGUUCUUGGCUCAGCUCAGGUUCAUUGAGUCUGGCACAUGACUUGUGCUCAGAAUGAUCUGAGGAGACUAUUUUGUUGCUGUCUCUAUGUUAUUGAUUUGCAACUGCUGCCUUUUUCUAGGAGGAGGGGAUGGAGGGAGGAUGCCCUUAGCCCUAUUUGGGAGGAAUCAGUUACCUUCAUUACACUUUUUUCUGUUUGUCUAUAAGACCCGUAUUUGCUUUUGACAGCAUCCUGGGGGUGUCUGGCUGAGGCUUAGAUGGGUCAGAAGGUGGAUUAGGCUUUGUGUCUGAAUGUUUUCGUGUUUUAGUUUAAUAUUUGCAAUUUGAAGGAUUGGUUGUGUUUGGAUUAAAAUGGGUGGUUCAUGGGUUGGUUUAGUCAAAUGGGUUCUAGGUAAUGGAAAUGGACUGAUGAUGCAGGAUGAGCAUCAGUUAAACUAGCUUAGGUAAAGAUAGGCAAGAGGAAAUUAGAGAUUAAGGUGAAAAAUUAUAAGGAGAAAAUUGCAUGAGAUAGACCAGAUAAAGCAAUAACAAAAAGAGGAAUACAGAGAAAGCAAGUUGGUUAUAGACAGUAUUGGUCUGUAUUCAAGAAUCUUAAGGUAUCCAUACGAAUUAAAUCUUUGGAAGAGGAUUGGCAAGGGAAUAGAGGAGUUCCAGAAUUAUAUUGCCUGGAAGGUUGAUUCAGACCGAAAGGCGAGAUUCUGGUUUGAUGAGUUGCUAGAGUGGGGAACAGCAGAACAGUAAUUUCCCAUCAUUCUUUUGGGGCUCUCGUAACAGAGAGGCCUGGUGGCAAAUUCUUUCUCCACAUCCUUAGGUUGGGAAGCUUGGAUUGUGGACUUGACAAGGAACCUCAAUGACUGAGAGAUAAAUGAUUAUAUAAAUUCGAUUCAUCUAUUAUCAAGACAAUGUAGGUCCGUCAAAAGCCUUAUACAAGCCUAUAUGGAAGGUUAGUGUGAGAGGAUCCUUCUUAGUGAGGUCUUACUAUGCCUUCUUGACUGGGAGUGUUAGAAAUAACGAAGAUUUCUCAUGGAACUUAAUUUUGAUGAUCAAAGGCAUCCCCAUGAGAAGCCUUUUUUUUUUUAUUGUGAAGCGGUAAGGGGUUGCAUCUUAAGCCUAGAAAGUCUCAUUAAAAGAUGGAAGAUCCUGUGCAAGGGGAAGCAGAGAAAGUUAAUCAUCUUCUUUUAUGUUGUCAUCUAACUUAUAAAUUGUGGCAUUUAUUUCAAUAAAUAUAUAAAUUGAGGCGUUUGGCUUAAAGUAAGUUGAGGAUGGGCUUUAGAUAGUGUGGCUAGAUUGGUCGAAAA
Messenger RNA from Carica papaya (papaya), 2121 nucleotides. Its product is annotated as EamA-like transporter family. Lineage: Eukaryota; Viridiplantae; Streptophyta; Magnoliopsida; Brassicales; Caricaceae. The record is from RefSeq and is a predicted model, not a curated record. Gene Ontology annotation, cellular component: membrane.